UAUUGUCGCGCAUUAAACAACUAAGCCACUAUGUCAAAAAACAUAGAGAUGUUCCCUGUGCUCUCAGGAAGUUAAACAGUAGGCACCAUGACUGAGUAAAUGUGAACAUUACAUGACAUUAGCUAGAACAGAGGAUGGACUUUAACAGGACUGUUCUGGUGACUGGAGGCUCUGGCUUCAUUGGCUCUCAUCUUGUUUGUUCACUGGUCAACAGACACCCUGACUGGAGAAUUAUUAACCUGGAUAAUUUGGAUUACUGCUGCAGCCGCAGGAGUCUGGAGAGCAUUGAGGACAGAGCAAACUACACCUUCAUCAGGGGAGAUGUGUGUAACUCCAGGUUGGUGAACCACAUUUUCAACACAGAAAACAUUGAUGUGAUCUUCCACCUGGCAGCCAAAACACACGUCGAGUCGUCAUUUGAAUCUCCAUCUACUUUCCAGCGGGUUAACAUCGACGGCACCAGAGUUCUGCUGGGAGCUGCCCAUCAGGCCCGACACCAGCCGCAACGUUUCGUCUACGUCAGCACCGAUGAAGUGUACGGAGCCAGUCUGGACGAGGUGUUUGAUGAGAACAGUCCAAUGAGACCCUCCAACCCAUACUCUGCCACUAAAGCAGCUGCAGAGUACCUGGUCAGAUCCUACUGGGACAAAUAUAAGUUUCCAAUCAUUAUUACCAGGAGCAACAACAUCUACGGGCCCAGGCAGUUCACUGAGAAGGUCAUUCCGAGGUUUCUCACCCUCUUGCAAUCGAACAAGAAAUGCACCAUCCAGGGUACCCUCCCUAAAUCCCGCCAUUUCCUGUUUGUCGAUGACGCCAUCAGUGCCUUCCUGCUGGUUCUGGAGAAAGGGAAUGUGGGUGAAAUCUAUAAUGUGGGAACAGGCUGCGAGAUUCCCAUCAUGCAACUGGCCAGGGAGCUUAUUAGGAUGGUCAAGAAUGUGCCAGACUCUGAGGUGAACGACUGGCUCGAGUUUGUGCCUGACAGGCCGCGGGUCGACUUGCGCUACCCCAUCAAAUGUGACAAGCUGCAGCAGCUGGGCUGGAGAGCUGAGGUGUCCUGGGCUGAAGGCAUCAGACAGACUGUCAAAUGGUACCAGGACAACCCAGAUUUCUGGUCUGAUGUGAGCGAGGAUGAAAGACCAAACAGAAGCAAGCUUGAAAACACUCCCAGCAAAUAAGUGACCUCAGCUGUGCCCUGCAGCUUGUCUGACAAGCCACCGAGCUGUGACGUUAUUCUUAAAUUUCACAUGAUAUUUGUGUAGCACAGAUGCUGUUAUGGCUGAUUUACAGCUCAAAUAACAACUACUGCUCUGUCAUUACUCUCAACUGAUGCGACCAACAGGCCCUGAGGUGCCGACCAGCAGGAAGGCAGCGCUUCCCUUCAACCAAAGCAGAGUUUCACCUGGAAAUGAAUGCACUUUAUCUAGAUGUUAAUGACUGAUUCUGCUUAUGUUGACAAGUGGUCUUAUUUUUAUUAUGUAUGUGGUUUAGAUGAGUAAACAUACUCUGUGGAGGAGGGUAGAAACCAGAACGCUCCAUUAAAUAAUUAACCAGCAUCCAGUUGAUUAUAAAACACUGAAAUCUCAGUGAAUCUGGAAAGUAUUUCCCGACUGCAACAUCUGGGAUAUAGCAAGUCUGUUUUGGUCCUUGCCUGAGGGGAAACACAGACAGGAACAGGCCAAGGAACAGGAGCAGGGACACCAAAACAAGCACAAAUCAAAGACAUCAGUCGCUGUCAGGUGUCAAACUGCAGCAUCACACUUGAAUUUAUUCUGGCAUUUUUGAAAGACUUCUGGGAGCAUAUUUCCACAGGGUGUGUUUACUCAAAGUCAGAAGGUAGCUCAUCAAUCCGGUGACCAAAUGUUCUAGUGGUGCAGCUCAGAACAGGGAAGACAGUUACUUGUAGACGUGGUCAAGAAACAGGCUUUCCCCCAGGGGAAGUCUCACAGGUUUCUCCUGUUCAUGGCAUUAAAGAUUAUGAAGGAAACCCCUGUUCUGAGUUGUUCCACCUUCUGCCAACAUUCAGCAUGCGUAGCAAGUUGUAGCAGCUGUACUGUACUGAACUUUACAUUUCAGAAUUAUCUUAAACCUCUUACAGCAUUUUGAUUAAAGACUUCAGUGUUCUUAUAAUAAAUGGUUAAAAAGGGAACUGCAGCUUAAUUUAAAGUCCAGUCCUCUCAGUUGAGUGUGCUUUAUACUGUACACAUUCCAAAUGUUUUUUCACACAAUGCUGAAGAAUGUGUUUAACUACAAAUAAACUUUGUAUUUAAUAAGUUGGAGGUAUCACGCGUUUCUCAAACAUCUAAAAUCCUACACAUAUAACACAAAAGAAGAAGAGGCAGAUCAAAACACCAGCUACAUUUGCAAAUCCAAACCUUUAUUUGUGGUAAAAUCAGAAUAGAUGCACAGUUUUUUUUCUUCGUGCAGUGCUCCUCUUCGUGCACAACUGCUAAACUAAUACAUAAAGCAAAUACUAACUACCAGGCCGCUGCUGCCGUCUGUCCACAUUAAGGGGGAUCUGGCCAAUCAGUAAUGGCAACAACACUUGGUUCUAUUUCAUUUCAAUUCAGUCUCUACACAGGAAUCAUCCCUAAGUAUGAUUACACGCUUUUUUGUUUUAAAUCUUAGAUCACCUAAAGUUAACUGAAUUGAAAGUGAAAUAAAGCAGCAGUGUUUUGUGCACUUUGUUUCCCAGAGUGCCAUUUGUCAGUAACUACAAGAGAGCCAUGAAGUUAUUGUCGCAACUGUGUGUGUGCACACAAAGGGCUGUAAAAUGGGAUUAUUAACCUGUGUGCCAUGGCCUGUCAAUGAUCAUGGCUUUGCUUUGGUUCCAUUGCAUUCUGGUCCACUGAGGCUACAGUCAUGUAACUGCAGUGUCUGUGCUAAGUGGACCAACAGUAGAAAUACAACUUACAUCAUCCUUCACGUGCAUGUAAUUUGAAGAGUCAUGGAUCAGCUGCAAGUUGCAAUAAAAAAACACAACCCUCAUGUUACUCUAAUGUAAAAGACAGCAGGAUGGAUCCUCAUUUCUGAUUGGCCAGAAGCUCCCCCUGGGACAACAUUAACACACCGACGCCUGAAAAUAUGCAAAUCACAACAACAUAGCAAUAGAACCACAGUUAAUUCUGUGUUAUGAGGACUUUAAAGGUCGCCACUUGCCAGACAUUCACAACAAGGGUAUUAACGGGAAGGAAAAGUGUAAAGACUCAAAUGAAAAGAAAAAAACAAACAAAAAAAACAACCGACUUGGAGAGAAUCUGGACACUUGUUUUUUGUACUGCAUGUAUUUUUUUUUUU
Messenger RNA from Lates calcarifer (barramundi perch), 3294 nucleotides. RefSeq names its product dTDP-D-glucose 4,6-dehydratase. The transcript is spliced from 12 exons. The record is from RefSeq and is a predicted model, not a curated record. Gene Ontology annotation, biological process: nucleotide-sugar metabolic process. Lineage: Eukaryota; Metazoa; Chordata; Actinopteri; Centropomidae. Gene Ontology annotation, molecular function: dTDP-glucose 4,6-dehydratase activity. The coding region runs from base 135 to 1175 and encodes 346 amino acids.